UGAUCCAUACAUACACAUACACAAAUAGAUAAAUAUAGCACAUGUAAAGUUAUUGGUCCAUUUCAUUUCCGUGUAAUAAAUGGAGUGAACCAACUCCAGAAUCAAAUUCAAUCAAUUAAAUCAAAACAUCAUCUCAGGUCUCAUCCCAAGUAAUUGAUUUAGGUACAAAUUUCACGUCAGAAAACUCGGGAACUCUAUCUGUACACUAUCAUGGGUUGUACUCCAGAAGCAUUUCUUCAAGUUCUUUCUGCGCCAGGAACCAACUUUUACCAUUGGAAUUUGUGCUAUGAAAAUUCAACCAUGUUCCUGUCAGACAAGUACAGAAGAGGAAGAGGGUGUAGGUAUUCACAGUCCGGAAGAUCUAGUCCUCAAAAUUUUAAUAGAAUCAUUGCGGAUCUUCGUGUUGAUGGGAUGACUUAUAAGAAGAAACGACCAUAUAGUUUGGAAAAUCUGACUUGCAAAUGUGGACGGUCAGAAAGUGUUAGUGCGGCGGCUAAUGAAGAGGAGAAUAGAACAUGGAUUAAUGGCAUAGCAAUGGAUUCAGAUAUCUCGAAAUUUGAAUUGGCUCAACAGUUGAAAAAUGAAAAUGGUGCUGUCUUUUCCAAUAUUGAUUUAGGGACACCUGGGGCAAUUAAUAGUAAAUUGAAUGGGGUCGGUGAUUCUUUUGAGGAUGAAGCAUGGGACUUGUUACGAGCGUCAAUGGUAUAUUAUUGUGGCAAUCCUAUUGGAACAAUUGCUGCUAAUGAUCCAAAUGAUUCCAGUAUAUCCAACUAUGAUCAGGUUUUCAUACGGGACUUCGUCCCUUCUGGGCUUGCUUUCCUUCUGAAAGGAGAGUAUGAUAUUGUACGGAGCUUCAUCCUUCACACACUUCAGUUGCAGAGUUGGGAAAAAACAAUGGAUUGCCAUAGUCCGGGGCAAGGGUUGAUGCCUGCUAGCUUUAAGGUGCGCACAGUUCCGCUUGAGGGUGAUGAUUCAGCAACAGAAGAUGUUUUGGAUCCAGACUUUGGGGAGGCAGCAAUCGGUCGCGUUGCACCAGUCGAUUCUGGAUUGUGGUGGAUUAUAUUGUUACGUGCAUAUGGAAAAUGUUCCGGGGAUCGUUCUGUGCAGGAAAGGGUUGACGUUCAAACUGGAAUCAAAAUGAUUCUGAAGUUAUGUCUUGCUGAUGGUUUUGAUAUGUUUCCUACUUUAUUGGUGACAGAUGGUUCUUGUAUGAUAGAUCGCCGUAUGGGAAUUCAUGGCCAUCCAUUGGAAAUCCAGGCACUAUUCUACUCGGCUUUGCUUUCUGCACGUGAGAUGCUUGCUCCCGAGGAUGGAUCAACUGACCUCAUAACAGCACUUAACAAUCGUUUAGUUGCGUUACCAUUCCAUAUCAGGGAGUAUUAUUGGACUGAUAUGAAAAAGCUAAAUGAAAUCUACCGUUACAAGACUGAAGAGUAUUCAUAUGAUGCAGUCAACAAAUUCAAUAUUUACCCUGAUCAGAUUCCUCCGUGGUUGGUCGAGUGGAUGCCCAAUAAAGGAGGCUAUUUGAUCGGAAACCUGCAGCCGGCUCACAUGGACUUUCGCUUCUUUUCCCUUGGAAAUUUGUGGUCAAUAAUUAGCAGUCUUGCCACAAACGAACAGUCACAUGCUAUAUUGGAUCUUAUAGAAGCCAAAUGGGCAGAAUUAGUAGCUGAUAUGCCACUGAAGAUAUGUUAUCCUGCUCUUGAGGGUGAAGAAUGGCGAAUUGUUACUGGCAGUGAUCCCAAGAAUACGCCUUGGUCUUAUCAUAACGGGGGCUCCUGGCCAACUUUGCUCUGGCAGCUCACGGUAGCAUGCAUAAAGAUGAAUAGGCCUGGAAUUGCUGAAAAUGCGGUGAAGAUUGCUGAACGGCGCUUAUCUAGAGACAAGUGGCCAGAAUAUUAUGACACCAAGCGAGGAAGAUUUAUUGGUAAACAGGCACGCCUCUUUCAGACUUGGUCAAUCGCAGGAUAUCUUGUGGCGAAACUUCUCCUUGCUAAACCAGAGUCGGCAAACAUUCUUGUGAACAUAGAAGAUACUGAGCUGGUAAAUGCCUUUUCUUGCAUGCUUAGCGCUAACCCAAGAAGAAAACGUUCUCGGAUGGGAGCAAAAAAGAGCUACAUUAUAUGAGCAUAUCUCAUCAUCAGUGAUGUCUGAAGGAUCAUGCCUUCUGUGUGAAAGUAAAAAAUUUAUAUAUUUUUAAGCAUCAUAUGUACAGGUCGACUCUCAGGGAUAAUAUUUUUUUUGCCAAAGAAGUUCAUUUACCCCCAAACAACUUCAGUUAUAGUAUUAUUUUAUCCCAGUUCUUGCAACACAUUUUUAGUUGCAAGCUGUGUUAAUACACUAGCGGAUGUUCAAUAAUUUUUGGGAAAAUGGUCAAAUAUUGCAA
Messenger RNA from Daucus carota subsp. sativus, 2386 nucleotides. RefSeq names its product alkaline/neutral invertase E, chloroplastic. The record is from RefSeq and is a predicted model, not a curated record. Gene Ontology annotation, biological process: sucrose catabolic process. The coding region runs from base 211 to 2127 and encodes 638 amino acids. Gene Ontology annotation, cellular component: chloroplast. NCBI's taxonomy places the organism in Eukaryota, Viridiplantae, Streptophyta, Magnoliopsida, Apiales, Apiaceae. The transcript has 7 exons. Gene Ontology annotation, molecular function: sucrose alpha-glucosidase activity; endo-alpha-N-acetylgalactosaminidase activity.